Molecule: messenger RNA, 294 nt
Organism: Indicator indicator
Lineage: Eukaryota; Metazoa; Chordata; Aves; Piciformes; Indicatoridae
Gene: ASDURF
Product: ASNSD1 upstream open reading frame
Exons: 4
Coding region: 1-294 (97 amino acids)
Source: RefSeq, a predicted model, not a curated record
AUGGCGGGCCGCUGGGCUCAGGAGGAGGAAGAGGACAAGGAAGGAGAGAGCGGGAGCUUGAGGCUGCGCCACAAGGAGGAGCUGAGCCGGAGGAUUAAAGAGCAGAAGGUUGUAGUUGAUGAGCUUUCUAAUUUGAAGAAGAACCGGAAGGUUUAUAAGCAGCAACCCAAUAGCAACAUAUUCUUCCUUGUAGACCGAACAGAAACACUGUCUCAGUGCAAAAACACAUUAGAUGAAUUAAAGAAGACACAUCAGGAGAUGGAAAAUUCAGAGAAGACUAAAAUCAAGAAAUAG